AUGGAUGCAAAACUUCAUCAUAAAGAGAGAAAAAUCGUUCCUCGUUUUCGUCGUAAAAACGCGAAUAAUAAUUUAAUCGAUGCUGAUGACGCCGAAGCUCAAGCUUUGAUCGACAAAGAAUUAGAAAGUCAUUACGUUUGGACAAGUGACACAAUCAAUGAAGAUUUCAAACAUCAAUUCGAUAAUUAUCAAAGUGAAGAAAAUAAUCAACAAAUUUCAAUUAGAGAUGAAAUUUACCAAAAUCAACUUUACGAUAUAAAUGACGGAGAAAAUGAAGAUUUGUGGAAAAAGAAAGUCGAAUUAGAUGAAAAUUAUGAAGUGAAAUGGAGUGACGAUCAACAGGAAAGAGAAAUUCAAUUUAAUAUUCAUUCAAUUCAAGACAAACAACAACAAUGGUCUUUAGAUAAUCAAAAUCACGAAAGAAUUCAAUUAAAUCUUUUCGAUAAACAUCAAUUAAAAAAUAAACACGAUUUAGAAACUGAUGAUCCAAAUCAAGAACAAAAUUUCAUUCAAGGCGAAGAAUUUCGAAAUCAAAUGAAAUUCGCUAUAGAAUCUCAAUUAAACGAUUUAAACCUAUUUCCUGAAAACAAUGAAGAUCUUCGAUCGACCAUCAUCGAUCCGAGUCUUCCAAUAAUUGAUACAAAAUUAAGUUGUGAUCAAGAAGCGAUUAUUCUUGAAUGGGUCGAAGGAACAUCCGAAUAUCAACUGUCAUUACCCGUUGAGAAACUUGCUGAAGAAUAUUCACCACAAAAUGAUAAACAAGUCGAAAUUGAUUCGAAGAAUCUCAAGGCACUUCAUUGGUCAUUGGAUUUACUCAAGGAAAAUUUGAUUUUAUCUUAUUUAAUCAGUUUACCAAGUAAUGAUCGAGAACAAUUGUCGAUUCCGGAAGAUCUUCAAGUGAAAUUAUCGAUCGAUGAUGAGAAGAAUUUACAAAUUUUCUCAUUGAAUGAUUCGAUAUUUUGUCAAACAAUAAGUUUAUCAUCGAAUGAUUUGAAACAACAAUUAUUAACCAUCAUUGAUUCAAUUCAAAUGAAACAAAACUUCGGAAUCGAUGAACAAAACUCGAUUUGUCAAUGGUCGUUGAACGAUUUGAAAAUUUUCAUUCAAAAUCUUUCACCAAAUGAAAUUCUUCAUCAUCUCUAUUCACCCGAAGACGCAACAAGUAUUUCACUUGAACAAAUUCUCAUUGAAAGUGAUGAAAUCAGUGCCCGAGCAUUUCGUCGUUAUCGUUGUAAACAUAUGUCGAUAAAAAGUGAAGAAAAACAACAAUUCGAUUCAACACAAAGUUCACAUUUAGAAUUCAAAGGAAAUGAAACGAUUGCGAUUGGAGAAGAACAAAUACAGAACGAUUUCGAUGAUGAACAACAAUCAUUCAAAGAUAUAACAACAUGUGAAAUUCUGUUAAAUGAAAAUAUUUCUCAAUCUUACGAUAUCCAAGCGAGUGAAAGUUCUCCGAUUAAACUUGGUCCAUGUUUAUUUCGAUCGGAUUACGAACGUGAACCACCGAAAACUUGGUCACGUCUUCGUCGUGAAAUCGGUUACAUUUCCUACGAUGCUUCACUUGCUCAACCAACUUAUCAUCUCGAUAAAUCAUUCAAACGUUAUGUUCACAUUCCUAAACAACGAACUCAAUGUUCUUAUAACGUUUAUCGUGGUUAUCAAGAAUUCAAAGAAAAAGCUCGAUUAAAUCCUGAGAAUUAUUUUCGUCCUCAUGAUGGAACUGAUCUUCGUCCAUUACUUUCCUGGUAUUCACAAAAACAACAUUUAUUCUCAAAAACGAAUUCUACUCUAUUAAAACCACCAACAUUCAUCUGUAGAAGAUUAGUUUUACGAACGAUUUUAGCUAAUCUUUAUUGUGAUAGUGAUCCGUGGAAAUUACUUGUUGUUCGAAUCAAAGGACAAUUCUAUUUAGCCAUUGCAAAUAAAGCAAAGAGACAUGUAGAAAAUAUGACUGAAGAUGAAUAUAGUGGAUAUAAAUUCGAACAACUCUUUACAACACAACAACCGAAUACAACGAGAUUUGAAGAACAAAUUCCUCUAGACAAGCCUCAAGAACAGUUUCACACUGUUCAAUAUUGGAGGUUUGGAGAAUUUAAUAUUCUCUAUUCAAAUGAAAUCGAUGGAGAAAUUCACCAAGACAUGAUACCGAAACAGACGGAUGAGUCAGUAAAAGUUAAUUUAACACAAUCGACAGAAAACGAAGAAGAAGAAGAAGAAAGUGAAGAUGUAGUUGAAGAUGAAACUAAAGUUGCUCAAAUCAAUGAAAAUCUUGAAGUUGUUCAAACUGAUGAGAACGAAACAGUUGACAAGAAAAAACGUUUUGAAAACGAAAUCAAAGCUGGUUAUGUCGAGAUGAAAUGUACAAACAAAAAAAUCUUCUAUCGCGAUGAAAACAAAUUACAAACACUUUUCUGGUGGGCACAAAUGUGGUUAGCAAAUGUCAAUACACUCAUGAUCGGUUACAAAUCUUCUAAUGAUGGAACUAUUAAUCAAAUCGACUUAUUUUCUAUUCAAAAACUUAUUUGGAAGUUUCUUUCUCGUUACGAUCUUCAUCUUAAAUAUUGUCUUUCUUAUCUUUAUUCAUUUCUUCAAUUAAUUCAACAAACAAUUCAUAUUGAUGAUCCAAAUACAAUUCACGCAUUUGCUUAUAUUCCUCAACCUUUAGAAAUCGAUCCAUUGACUGGAGAAGCUGUGCAAGUUGAUUUACCGCAAUGUGUUCCUUUUCGUUACACACAAAUCAAACGAUCCAAUCAACGACACGCGAAUUUAAUGCCUGAAUGGUAUCUACAAGAAACUCUACGAGCAAUUCCAAUACGAGGAACUAUUAAUGAGAAAACAAUUGAACAGGAAAUGAAAAAACGAAUUGGUCAUCGAGGAAGAGCAUCGUGUACACUUAAACAAGAAGAAAAUCACGAGAAAAAACGUCCGAAGAAAAGAAAAUAG
Molecule: messenger RNA, 2943 nt
Organism: Adineta ricciae
Lineage: Eukaryota; Metazoa; Rotifera; Eurotatoria; Adinetida; Adinetidae
Source: the annotation of a GenBank genome assembly